AUGCUGAGAUCGAUGCUGCCCGGCGACGAGGAACUGGGCAAGAAGGACGACGACCACAGGCCGCGCGCGACGCGCAUGCCGAUAUGGAUACCCAGGAGCACGCCGCUGCGCUGGCGACGCCGGCGCAUCUUGUUGGCCGUCGUAGGCCUAUAUCUGGUCUACGUGCUCGUCAAGAACAUGCCGACCUUGGGCGCGUGGAGCGACCAGAUAACCACGUCGGAUUAUGGAAGUGCUCCGCCCGGCAGGUUCAGCUACGGCUACGAUCAAACCAACAACGAAGAACCUGCGGGACCGCCGCCAGGAUACAGGGCGCCACGGGCUGGUGAGCCCACACCGCAUACGUUCGAUGGCCAAUUCAAGUUUUACCGGCUCGCUGCCUCAUUGCACGGAGCCUCCCACACCUACGGCUACCGCGCCGUCAAUCGCAACAUUGUGUUUCCCAUAUCCAGCCUGCACAGUGCGUCUACGAUGCUCCCUAUGAUAUGUGAGAUGGCGCGUUGGAGUAGAAACUAUGUACAUGCGGCAUUCAUGGGCAGGGAAGACAUCGACUUGGCCCAGAUAUUAGAGAUCAAUGGCAUAGACCAAAUCAAAUGUCCCGCCAUCUGGCACGAUGCGCGGCCAGACUGGACGGAAUACAGUUCAGACGACCGAGCCGAGCAGAGUGUUAUGGCAGCUAUGACCCACAUCAACAGCUUCUUACACCCACAGGCAGCUAUAAUAGACGAUGCCCUGUCCGAGGAUGGCUUCCUCGUAAGGGGAAUACGCGCGAAAACAGAAGCGUUGCAUAUGCCCCUCAUCGAGAUACCCAGAGAUAGAUUGGACAGCAUGAUGUGGAUGUCUAGGCUUGACGCGGGAUCCCUACGGAGCUGGAACUUACCCACCAUUGAUAUCCUGAUCCAGGUGCCGCCAGACUCUGCGAGCGUUGCUCGUCUCUUGAAGUCAAUCCGAUCAGCCGACUAUAGUGGCAUGAACCUGCCUCAUAUAACCCUCGAAUUGCCCGCGGAGCUCGAUGAAACAGUGGAGCGGUUCUUGGACGACUUCAAGUGGCCUCCAUCCGGCCACCAGAGCCACAUAACGACCAGACGCAAGAUUGGAAGUCAGCGCGCAACACAAGAGGAAUCAGCUAUCCGUUUUCUUGAGCUCUUCUACCCUAGCUCGAAACAUUCGCACGUUCUGCUGCUUUCUCCGCAGGCUGAAUUUUCGUCGCAAUAUUAUCAGUACCUCAUCUUCACUCUACUGGAGUACAAGUACUCCACUUACGCCGAGGACGACGCCCUUGGUGUCAUGGGUGUGACACUGGAGCUGCCCUCUUUUCUGCUCGACGGGAAGACGAAACUCAGCCCUCCCAAGCCCACCGAUAUGCAUUCCAGACGAUACGCUGAGCUUUUUGCUGACACUAAAAGUGUGCCGUUCCUGUGGCAAGCUCCCAAUAGUCAUGCAACGUUGUAUUUUGGCAACAAAUGGGCCGAGCUUCACUCAUUCCUCAGCAACCGUGUGGCGAAGCAUUCCAAAGCGCCGCAACGGAAGAAGCUUGUAUCAGAGACACUCCCAUCCUGGAUGGAGUACACGCUCGAGUUCAUGCGUGCCCGUGGUUACGCUUUGGUUUAUCCCGGAGCGACCUCCGAAGAAGCCCUCGUCACUGUUCACAACGAACUGUACCAUAUCCCCGAAGAGUUUGCCCUACCGAAAUCGAGGCAUGGGGACGAUGAGACCUCUCCACCGACACAGACAAACGAAGCAUUUCUCCGCGGUGACAUGUUUGAGCCACCACCCAAGCUGUCGGAGGCUGGAGUAGUUUCCCAUUCGCGUCCGCUGCACCUCAUCCUACCUUUCGACGGUGAUCUUCCCGAAAUACCCCACCUCCCCUACCUCCUCCAUCGCGGCGACAUGAUACCCCAUUUCAAUGUCUCGUCUAUCGCGGACACCUACGCUGUCAAGUAUCGUGAACUCGUUGGCGGUUGCACAAUUCCAGAGGGCAAGCACCGGAAGGUUACAGUGGGGAGCGCACGCGACCUGUUUUGCUUUGGAGAUGAGGAGGACGAGUGGGAGAACGACAUAGAGGUUUAUGACGCAGAUGUUGAAGACAACUACCGCGAUGCGUGGAAUAGCGCGCCGACGAGUGAUGAGAUGGUUGCCACGAUCACGACGACAGGGAGCAGUACGACAGCCAGUGUGACAUCUAUGCCUACCGCGACUACCAGUCUCCGUUGA
Messenger RNA from Didymosphaeria variabile, 2211 nucleotides. RefSeq lists its product as uncharacterized. The transcript has a single exon. Bases 1 to 2211 code for a protein of 736 amino acids. The record is from RefSeq and is a predicted model, not a curated record. NCBI's taxonomy places the organism in Eukaryota, Fungi, Ascomycota, Dothideomycetes, Pleosporales, Didymosphaeriaceae.